This is a messenger RNA of Adineta ricciae, 1200 nucleotides long. The record is from the annotation of a GenBank genome assembly. Lineage: Eukaryota; Metazoa; Rotifera; Eurotatoria; Adinetida; Adinetidae.
AUGGUGUUGUUUUUCUCGACGAUAUUUUUUCUCUUCGGCAAUUUCGUUUUCGUCAACGCGAUACCGUCAGUUUCGUUUUUCUAUCCGAAAACCUUAACUGUAUCGAGUUGUACAAAUACUCAUUCAUGGACUAAAUGGUUUAAUUCGGGAAAGCCGAAUACUGACAAAGAUUUCGACCAAGAAUCGCUGUCGAUCAUUCAAGCAAAGUACGGUCGUGAUGUCUGCGCCAAGCCGCAAGGUGUUCAAGCGCGAACUGUCACUGCUCUGCAAACAGAUGUCAAUUAUAGUGCGUCAUGGCAAACGAUGACCGGAAUUAUCUCUGCCUUUGUUUCCCAAACUGCUGGUGUUGAUUUUCAAAUAAGAUUCUGUUGUCCCAAUACAGGUUUCGUAACAACAACAGUAUCGCCUCCAAAACCGAUCGAUGACAAAACAUGUGGUCGGCCGAAGAUUAAACCAUCUGUAGGAUUGACACGCAUUUUCGGUGGAUCAUAUGCUGUACCACAUUCAUGGCCAUGGCAAGUUCUCUACGAAGAAAUCAGGUCUUGCGACACGAAUAAGCUUUGUGUUGAUACUUGCGGCGGUACUUUAAUUGAUUCCCAUCAUGUUCUUACAGCAGCGCAUUGUGUUCACGGAAAGGAUCUGAGUAAGAUUUUCAUCACUGCUGGCAUUCACAAUCGACAAAAGAAUGAAUCUGAUACCAGACAACAGCGGCAGCUCGACGCGAUUUUUCGACAUCCCGAUUGGAAUAAUGACACACUCGAAAACGAUUUGGUUAUUCUUCGUUUAAGUGCACCUGUACAAUUAAAUGACUACGUUCGAACAGCUUGUUUGCCGGGUCCGGAUCCUCGUCCGAAUGCGAACGUUAUUUUGAUUGGUUGGGGUUCCGAACAUAUCGAUGGUCUCCUUUCGGAUGAACUGAAACAAACGCAAGUCACAGUUAUUGACGACUGCGACAAAUACUGGGAUAAUUUCGACGAAGAUAACCAAAUUUGUGUAAGAAACAUGAUUUCAGGCGAUUCGGCAUGUGAUGGCGAUAGUGGAAGUCCUUUGUUACAAGAAUACAAUAGCCAAUGGAUCGUUCAAGGUGUCGCAAGUUAUAUUGAUGAUUGUAAAACAAAUGGAAACUUUCUACCGAAUGUUUAUGUUAAAGUAUCUGCGUAUUUAGCUUGGAUUCACAGUAUAAUCCGUCAAAAGCAUUGA